UAGCGGAACAAGUAGCCGAAGCAAUUAUCAAAAAAACCGAGGAUUACGGGAUUCAGAAAGUAAGUUUACAAGCACGAAAUCCAGGCUUGGGCCGGGACAUAGUCAUCAAAAAAAUUAGUGAAUCCAAAUCUUUCGAAAUAGAAGAAUUAGUUGAUAAAACACCCCUGGCCUUUAACGGAACAAGACCACGCAAAAAACCUCUUGAAGAGGGAAUUUAUGCUUGCGAAGUUUAUUUACCGGACAUAGACAAGUCUAAUCCAAUUUACGCUGACACCCUAGACGAAGCCGUUAAAAAUGCCAAUAAAUUUGCUGAGAUUUACUUGGAAGGGAAAAUUGCCAAUCUAGAAAGGUUACUUGAUAGAAAAGAUGAUAUUAGGAAAAGUUUGGAAAAAGAAUUAGAUUGA
Racocetra fulgida is the source of this 404-nucleotide messenger RNA. Lineage: Eukaryota; Fungi; Glomeromycota; Glomeromycetes; Diversisporales; Gigasporaceae. The record is from the annotation of a GenBank genome assembly.